AUGAUCCCUCUGCGGCCCUCCCUGUUGAGGCCUCGAGAGGCGCUUGUAUGCUCACAAUGUCUGGUUCGGUCCCGUCCAUCGCAACAUUCCGCCAUUCGGGGGUUCUUAUCGUCAUCGAAACGACGAACGGGCAUCGCGGAUGACCAGAGUCCUCCCGCAUUUCACAAGUCUUACUUCUCGGCCAAUCGAUUAUUCGACGGGUCAAGCAGCAGAGGAGGAUUGCUGUCUUCACUUGCCUCGAACAAUGCCGCCAAGUCGACCUCCGAUUCGCCCAGCGGUGCUUCCGCAACCCCGGCCGAUGCGUCAACAGCUUCGUCGGGGACAUUCGCGACAGCAGCAAUCCCAGACGAACUACCACAUCGGCGAAGGAAGCGUUUGAAGGACGAAAGCAAAGAAACUGGGCAACCAGAGCCCGCAAUGCCACUGGAUGCUUCGGCGCAAUUGUCGAACUUCUCGUCCACGCUCCCCACCACCUCCCUCCGCCGCAAAUUGGCUGCAUAUCUCGCCCUGACAAAACCCCGAUUGUCUUUCCUGAUCGUACUCACCACCACAUCUUCAUACGGAAUGUACCCGAUCUCGACUUUGCUCACACUCGACCCGGCCAUGACCCCACUACCUACACUUUCGACCUCAACCCUGACCCUUAUAUACCUGACGGCGGGCACGUUCUUGUCAUGUUGCAGCGCGAACACACUGAACAUGAUGUUUGAACCUAAAUACGAUGCGCUUAUGUCCCGCACUCGCAACCGUCCGUUGGUUCGUGGCCUUAUCUCCUACCGGGGAGCUCUCUUGUUUGCCCUUGGCACUGCCGUUACGGGUCUCUCUCUCCUCUAUAUCGGUACCAACCCGACGACUACCGCCCUGUCUGCCGCGAAUAUCUUCCUGUAUGCAUUUGUCUACACGCCAUUGAAGCGAAUCUCUGUGGUGAACACCUGGGUUGGCGCGAUUGUUGGCGGUAUCCCACCGUUGAUGGGCUGGAUCGCUGCGGCUGGUUUGACUGCCACAAUUGGGCAUGACACUUGGCGCGACAUGCUGUUCAGCGAAGAAAGUAUUGGUGGGUGGCUGCUCGGUGGAAUUUUGUUCGCCUGGCAAUUCCCCCACUUUAACGCUUUGUCCCAUAUCAUCCGUGAUGAGUACAAGGCUGCCGGUUACCGGAUGAUGGCCUGGGUGAACCCUGCACGUAACGCCAGAGUCUCUCUGCGCUACUCGCUCCUCAUGUUCCCCAUUUCCAUUGGCCUCUGGUGGUACGAUGUCGUCGGUCCCGGGUUCUUAGUGAGCAGCACUAUCGCCAACGGCUGGCUGGUCCGAGAGGCGUACCGUUUCUGGCAACACCAGGGUGCUAAUGGCACUGCGCGUGGGCUCUUCUGGGCCAGUAUCUGGCAGCUCCCUGCUUUGCUCGUCGGUGGCCUUGUGACCAAGAAGGGUCUCUGGGACGGCGUUUGGAGGAAUAUCUUUGGGCAUCCCGAUGAAGAUGACGAAGAAUAUAUCUACUAUGAGGAUGAAGAGGAAGUUGAAAGUACUAACUCUGAGGACCGACAAUCGGCGCCUCGUCUGUCAUCGAAACAGACAAAAACCAGUACUUUAUCUACGGUAUGA
Molecule: messenger RNA, 1596 nt
Organism: Penicillium antarcticum
Lineage: Eukaryota; Fungi; Ascomycota; Eurotiomycetes; Eurotiales; Aspergillaceae
Gene: cox10
Product: protoheme IX farnesyltransferase
Exons: 1
Coding region: 1-1596 (531 amino acids)
Biological process (GO): heme biosynthetic process
Cellular component (GO): mitochondrion; mitochondrial membrane
Molecular function (GO): protoheme IX farnesyltransferase activity
Source: RefSeq, a predicted model, not a curated record